This is a messenger RNA of Aaosphaeria arxii CBS 175.79, 1122 nucleotides long. RefSeq names its product MRP-L47-domain-containing protein. Bases 96 to 950 code for a protein of 284 amino acids. Gene Ontology annotation, biological process: mitochondrial translation. NCBI's taxonomy places the organism in Eukaryota, Fungi, Ascomycota, Dothideomycetes, Pleosporales. The record is from RefSeq and is a predicted model, not a curated record. Gene Ontology annotation, cellular component: mitochondrial large ribosomal subunit; mitochondrial ribosome. The transcript has 3 exons. Gene Ontology annotation, molecular function: structural constituent of ribosome.
CAAGUGGUCAGCAGCAGAAAAUAAUAUCGGCCGACACAGCCCUCCCCAACAACAACAGCAGCAGUAUUGUCACCACCUGGCAGGCGCAUUGCCAAAUGACGGCCUCACCGGCAUUUCGAGUGCUGCGGUCCAAUUCGACAUUGACCCAGUCGGAUCUCAUUUUUCCUUUUCUGGCGCCCUCGAUACACCACCUACGAAACCCGUCAAACAACUCAAUUGCUCGUUUCUCGACGUCCACCGCAUUAUGGAAAGGAGAUAACAACAAAAAUCGUGGUCUCUCCGCAUUGAGACACACAGGUUUGCGGAAACGACAGGCUCUAUCCGUCCUCAAGCAGCCAAUUCCUAAACCUGUCACCGAUUUCAAGGGCAAAGAACCCGUCCAGGGAGAUGAAGAACAUGGUCUGUGGGGAUUUUUCAAGAGCAAGCAGCUUCUACAAACUCCACUGAAGGAGUCACGGCAUGGACGAUCAUGGACCGUCCCCGAACUGCGUUCAAGAUCCUGGGAGGAUCUCCACGCCCUCUGGUGGGUAUGUGUGAAGGAGCGCAAUCGCCUUGCAACCGAGAAACUUGAGCGAGACAGAGUCGGAGGCUUGUAUGGAGAUGAUGAAAACCAAACUAGGGAUGAUACGGUUCAGGAAACUAUGAAAGCAAUCAUGGAUACGCUGCAGGAGAGACACAAGGCCUGGAAAGACGCAUACCAACUCGCUGGGCAAGACCCUACGGUGGACCUCAAGAACAAUGCACACAACAUCAGCCCAUACAGCUCUGACCCAGAGGACUACCAAGAAGCGGAGGUACCAGAGGUUGCAGGUGGCCAACAGAGUCAACAGGUCGUUGCCGACAAGGAGGGCAAGCUUCCAGAGGAGCGAUUUUUCAACACGCAGGACAACAAACCGUCGUUCAAGGAACAGGUUGAAGAGAAGACAAAGAAGGUUUUGUGGAAUAAAUGAACGCUACAUCAUGUAUACUCCUAGUGAUUGUUGGAGAAGUGUACACUACUAUGUAUAUAUGACGCUUGAAAGGGGCGAUCUUAUGUAUCGCGGGAAAGCUGUAUUGGGUAUGUAAUUGUAAGAUAGGCCUGCACCACCAGAGCCCAAAAAAUAUAUUCUUCCUUUUAGAGGG